Messenger RNA from Exaiptasia diaphana, 1972 nucleotides. RefSeq names its product Werner Syndrome-like exonuclease. Gene Ontology annotation, molecular function: nucleic acid binding; 3'-5' exonuclease activity. Gene Ontology annotation, biological process: nucleobase-containing compound metabolic process. Bases 131 to 1765 code for a protein of 544 amino acids. The transcript has a single exon. The record is from RefSeq and is a predicted model, not a curated record. Lineage: Eukaryota; Metazoa; Cnidaria; Anthozoa; Actiniaria; Aiptasiidae.
GUGAUUGAACCACAAGAGUCUAAAUAGCCAAACAAAARCACUGUUGAUGUCCACGAAACAUGGAAUUGGUAAAUUUAAGCUUAUAAAAAAGUAAGCUAGGACUGUAAUUAAGCAGAUUAUACCGCAAAAAAUGUCCCAAAGAAGUCAAAGUAGGAAGAAUUUUGAUAAUCGUUGGCAUAACAACGAUGGAAGUGGACGGAGACAGUAUUCACUGUUUUCACCAUCAUAUUCAUCACGUGUUGGUGACCAAGAGACUCAUCAGUCACAUCACAGCCGUUAUAAAAAUCAUCAUGACAUGAACAGUCAUCUUCAUAAUGCAAGGUCACAUKAUCAGACCCAAGCACAACAUGGCUACCAACAAACAAACAGAAAUUCACAUAUGCAUUAUUUCAGGACUCAAAGUAAUCUUUGGCAAGACAGGAAAAGGUCUCUUGAUAUCAGAAACAGUGGAUUUAAUGAACAACAUCAUGAUAGCAAAAAGGUUUGCACUGAAGUAUCAAAUGCUCYUCAAUCAUCACAAAUGAAUAAAGAAUUCUCACACAACCAGAAAGGCCAUUCCAAUGAACCAGCACCUUGUCACUUUAACACCUUAACAACUUUAGGCCAGCAGUCUGAAGAGCAUUUGUUAGUUGGUGCUGGCAAUAAACGACGAUUCCAUUCUUUGCAUGGACAUGACGAUUCUGAAACAAGAACUAUUCAAUCUAAGAAAUGUAAAGCUGAUUAUCAGCAAGCCUCAACUUCAAAUCAAAGUGAACCAUCUAUGCCUUCAAGAACUAACUCAGGUUUUCAAAAUACUAGAGUCAAACAAACAACUUUUGUAGAAGCACUUCCUUAUCCAGCAGAAGGAGUAGAAGCAGUCUAUACAAAGAAUGCUGUAGAUGCAGAAGCAUGGCUGAAGUCUAAUAUCAUUGAUCCWGCUGUUACAGAAAUAGGUUUAGACAUUGAAUGGMGACCUCAGUUUAUUCCAAAGAAAAAAGGUGGAAAAGAAAACAAAACUGCUGUGUUACAACUAUCAGUUGAAAACACCUGUCUUGUUCUUCAUAUUUUUUACAUGAAGCAAUAUCCAAAGUUACUUUCAGAUGUUUUAUCAAAUAGAAAAGUUCUCAAGGUUGGAAGUGGAAUAAAUGGAGAUGUAAUGAAGCUCUUGAACGACACAGGUUUGUUAUGUGACGGAAGGGUAGAUACCCAAGAUUAUGCAAAAGCUCUUGGAAUACAAGAAGGAGUUGGUCUGAAAAACCUUUCUAAGCAAGUGCUUGGCAUUGAAAUGAAUAAACCAAAGUCUGUAUCUAUGAGUAACUGGGAAUUUUUUCCUUUGAGAAAAACCCAAAUCCACUAUGCWGCUUUGGAUUCAUGGGUGAGUUUAAAGCUAUAUUUGAAACUGAAAGAACAGUUGGARCUUGAAMAUAAARGGAAAUUGAGRCAAAMAAYUGUUGAAGUUCAUUAUGGAGARCCAUCUAGUAAAGGAAAAAAGAAGACAUUCAURAAACUAAGACAGGUUGUUAAAGGUUUACUAGUAGUAAAAAGUAGUGAAAGCUCUGCCUCCAGUCAAGAAAAUCCACAGACAAAAGAGAAGCCAGCUUGUGGAUCAUCUUCUCAGGAUGAUAAAAUUUUCAAAUGUCCUAUAAUUGAGUGUUGUGGAAGGUACGAGAAUGAACAAGAGCUACAAGACCAUAUCAAGAACAGACAUGUUGCUUGUAAAGUUUGUGGAAAACUUUACCGAACAAAAGUGUCAGUAAAACACARGAAGCAACAUACAAAAGAGUAAAAUGUGAAAUGAUAAAAUACCCUUAUCUGGUCGUAUUUAAUUAUCUUAAUGAGAAAAGUUUUCCAAAAAAUUUCAAUUAAAUUUACUGUAAUAUAUGUUUGGUGGUUUUUAAUUAUAAACCUUUUAACUUAUUUAAGAUUGUUAUUCUUUAAUAUAUGUGCAGAAGCAUAAUUAUUUUAAAUGGGAAAAUAAAGCUAAAAAAUACUA